Messenger RNA from Guillardia theta CCMP2712, 306 nucleotides. RefSeq lists its product as hypothetical. Lineage: Eukaryota; Cryptophyceae; Pyrenomonadales; Geminigeraceae. The record is from RefSeq and is a predicted model, not a curated record. Bases 1 to 306 code for a protein of 101 amino acids. The transcript has a single exon.
AUGUCCUAUAAACAUGUUAAGCUAUCUAGAAGCGAUGUUAAAGGCAAGAAAUACAAGAUGGAAUUUUAUAACAAGGAUAAGCAAAGAAUAAAAACUAUACAUUUCGGCGCUAUUGGCUAUUCAGAUUAUACCAAGCAUAAAGAUGAUAGUCGCAAGGCUAAUUAUAUAAGCCGCCAUCAAUCAAGUGAAAAUUGGAAUGUACCAGACACAGCGGGAAGCUUGAGCCGAUGGAUUCUAUGGAAUCAUAAAAGCUUAAAUGAAUCUUAUAAAUCUUAUCUAAAUAAAUUUAACCUUACUAAAUUGUAA